CGUACAGCUUCCUAGUCCACUGUAUGUCUUAUACACAGACACAGAAUUGGAGCAAUCACGAAGCACCUUUUCUGAAAAGCAGCGCGCUGGAGAAGAAGGAGACUACGUCCUUUCCAAAGAUCUUCGCUGUCGAUUAAUCAGGAAUACAGUCACAAGCAUGCUUUCCAUUAAAAGAGCAGCUGGGGAUGACUUUAACUAUCCAUGCAGCCGUGAACUCACUGUAAUGGCGAAGCGUCUAAUCGAGUACUACCCAAUGCUUCGGGACAGAUCUCAAAACAGUAGAGCUGAGUGGGAAACUGUGAAAAAGCAGCUUUUGAAAAGGGUCCAGAAUGUGACAACCCCCAAAAAGAAGCAGGGUUCAACUCCUUCAAGAAAGAGGCCUAGGAGUUUAAGCUUUCAGAGCAGCCAUGAGACGUCCACUGAUGAGACUGAUGAAUCCACCGCAUCAACCUUGAUCUUGGAGAGAUCACCACCAUCUCGAUGCAGCGCCCCGGAGGUUGAACAGUUAUGUGCAUCAGAAACUGAGAGCCCACAGUCCCAGGCGAGACACGAUAAGACUCUACAGGCGAUGUAUAAAACCAAGGCCAGACCAAACAAGAUGGAUGUUGCUCAGCUCCUGGACCUCGAAAUCCAAGCGAGAAGGGCCUUCAUUGACUCUGAUGUUACAAAGGAGCAGGACAGGCCUUCCAAGAUUCUUAAAGCUUAUCCUUGCUUUGGAGAACUGGAUCAUCUAAUGGAUGAACUACGGCGGGUCCUCAAUCAAGGCAACUCCCACUUCUUAACGGAACUUAAGACCCGGUGGGGGACCUUUUGUGAGAGGGCACAGUUUUAUGGAGUUUUCAAAAAGCUCACGAGGCGUCCGCAGCUUGACAAAGGUGAUUAUUGUCUCUGA
Molecule: messenger RNA, 892 nt
Organism: Trematomus bernacchii (emerald rockcod)
Lineage: Eukaryota; Metazoa; Chordata; Actinopteri; Perciformes; Nototheniidae
Exons: 4
Coding region: 158-892 (244 amino acids)
Source: RefSeq, a predicted model, not a curated record